AAUAGAUGAACUCUAAAGAGACAGCACCUCUCACAAAGCAGUUUCCAUUAAAUAAUAAUAAAAAAGCAAAACAAGAUAAAACGUAUGUUACAAUUUCAUCUAUAUAACAUCUGUGCACCUAGGCUAGCGCCCUGUUACACUACCAGUCUGUGCAUGGUCUUAUACUGUCCAUUUGCUGAUAGACAUUUCAGGAAUAGAAAGGCCAUUGAUUAGAUGACCGAUUCCAUCCAUUUCCAUGAGACUCGGAAACGGAAGUCAGUCACCAGCAAGGUCUGACAGAAAGGAAUGGCAGGAAUGUGAUGAGUCUGAUAAAAACAGGGGACACAGAGCUUCUUUUGUUGGAGGCGAUUUGUCCUGCUCUUCCACUUGUGAUCCCAGACGGUUUCCUCUGGUGAUCCACGCCCAGUGCAGCCUAAGCUCUCGUGUCCACUGACUUGUGGAUGUCCCAUCUAAUUCCACACUCUCCAUUUAAUUUAACAGCUGGGUGACGAGGCUACAUGGUGUGUGUUUCCUAUUCAGAGUGUGGAUGUGUGGGUCAGGAGAUGGAAAGCUAUGAGGAGUUCUGCCUGCGGAGUCUGGCCAUACUGCAGGAGGAGGGGAAAUUCAAGAAGUCGACAUGUGAGCCGCUGUGCUCCCUGAAGGCUCGCUCUGUCAUCCGCUUUCAUGGAAGAGCUGUGCUUUCGCCACUGUUGAGUGCAGAGCAGCGCGGGGAGAUGUGUGGCCACAGGCAGAGGGCAGUCCAGCGGGAGGUGGACAGGCAGAGCCAGCAGAGGAACGAGCUUCUGGCCCGAGUUCAUGACAUCCUGGACCAAGCUCAGACACAUAAAGUAGAGAGUGAAGAAGUUGACAAGCUGCCAGUUUCUAAAUCUGCGACAGUCAGUGGCUAUACCCUGGUCACUGACUCACCUGGACUUCCCAGAGACCCUGGAUAUGGACUUCAGACAAAUGAUCGGCCUGCCACUCCUUGCUCUGAGGACCCUGCCCUCAAUGGCUACAAGGCAAUGGACAAAGUGAAGGUGGAGAGGGAAGAGAAGAGUGAGGAGGAAGAGGAGGAGGAAGAGGACAUUAGUUUGGACAGCCAUCUUAAGAAAUCAAGAGAGUAUGUAAGGAGAGAGCAGAAUCAGCAGGGGUCAAAAGUAGUCCACACAGUCCCCCGGACUGCCCCAUCUGAGACUGUCUCUGACAAGGAGAAUAAGGGCUGUAGUCCCAUGGGGGACACGGGCGUUGAGUUUGGAUUCAGUCUGCAUCAUAGUCCUAUUGGCACACCUCAGAACCAGAUCCAGCACCAAACUCUAUAUGACCCCAGUCUCCAACAGACUGGCUGCCUCUCACCUACUCUACCUGACCGGUAUGCUCGUCUCCCGAGUCCAGAGUCCAGCAUUAGUCCCUGUGCACGGAGACGCAGACCACGCCCAGUUUCUACAGGCAACAUCCAUAUUUCAUUUCCCAUCGGCCCGGCAGACCUUAUCCCCCGAAGCCCAGGAAGGUCAGGGGAAGGUGCUAGCAUGGCAGAAUGGGGAGAAGCUCUUGCAGGGGCCACAAAGUCCUCCGAUAACUGGGGCUCAGUGAGGUGUGAAGGUGGGGUUAGUGUUGGCAGGAGUGGCAAUCGUCGAUCCAGCCAUUGUGGUACCAGUCCAAUGCAUGAGGCCUGUAGCCCCAUUAGUGCCUCAGUGCCCAGCCAUGGACACCAGGACCAUCUGGCCGCAGGAUUUCGCCGGCGCUGCCACACCCUGGACAGCCAGUUGCAUACCUACCCCUCUGGAGUUGAGUACAUUGACCGCAGCCAGGAAAGGGUCCCUCGUUUCAUGGCAGGGGUUACAUGGUUGGCUUCAAGUCGGCGCACCCCUGCAGCCCCCUUAAACCAGUCGUAUGAGGUAGAGAAUCCCUCACCAUCUCUGUUGAGGCCCCGUGUGACUCCUGACCUGGCUCAGGUCACACUCAGGAUGGAGCCCGAUGAUCCUCAGGGGCUUAACAAUGGAAGGAUCACACCAACAGUCCUCAGAAAUGCACCUGAGACACAGGCCAGCAGGACAGAGGACACCCAGAGGCGAGCGCAGGCCCUGGAGGACAUGCAAAGGCGCCUGGAGGAGGAGCAUGCCUUCCAGAUGUCGCUGCUCCUGGCUGAGCAGGAGAAAGAGCAACAGCGCCUCCGCCUGGAGCUCGAGGACACAGAGAGAAGACUGAAGGAGCAGGGGCGUCUGCGGCCUCUGAGUGGGGAUGCUUAUGGGUGGAAUCGUAGGUCUGUGAGUGACAGCUGUGCUGCUGUGAGCCCCUCCUGUCCGGGACUAAGCCCUGCCCACACACCAUCUGAGCGAUCACCUGGACACAGUAUAGGUUUCCCCAGUCCUGUCACUUCCAGUGUGUGCUCUCCCUCUGUCCAGCCUCCAGUUUACCUGUGGGGGCCCACUUGGGCAGCUAGCAAACCUCGAGCAAGGCAAAGUCUGGUUCUGACAGCAGAGCAGCAGGGCACGUUCAGUCGUAUUGGUGCCAUCACUCGUGGGUUCCUCACACGCAGAUUGCUGAAAACAGAGAAAGUCAAACACGUGCGCCAGACCAUUUUGGAUACACAGGAGUUCAUCCAUUCAUUCCAGAUUGAAGCUCCACUGAAGAACUGCACCCUCUCAGCACAAGAUCUCUCCCUGCAGGAGAGAGUCAGAGCCCAGUUACGUGCAGCCCUUUAUGACAUCCAUGACAUCUUCUUUGAAAUGCCACUGGGGGAUCGAUUAGCAUUGCUGCAGCAGGACAGGGAGCUUCGUGCGGAGAGGAAGCUGCGAGACAUGGAGAAAACCAAGUGCCCCAAGGAGAGAGUGGUUCUGUCUGCUGCCACACAGAGGUCUCUGGACAGGAAAAAGAGGGUUGGUGAAUCCCCAGCACAGGUGAGGAAGGUGCAGCAGAAGCCAAAGAGCCCCACUACCAACAGAGUCCUGAAGCCAAGCCAAGGCCAAAAUUCUCCUGUCCCAGGCCAGCUGAACCGCCAGGGGAGCUGGUACAGAAAGACCCCAGAGGAGAGAGUAAAGCGCUCAGACAGCCUGAAGAAACAGCACUCUCUUGGAUAGCAGGUGACUCAACACCUCCUGACCUGUGAACUUGAAUUUAUAGUCUUCUAAUACAAAUAUUGCACCACUGACACUCCAGUAUGCGCUGCUAACAAUAUCAUGGUCUUUAAGCUACCUUCUGAAAUUCAAAUGAUUGUAUACACAAUGCCAUUGUUUUAACUGUUGUAGCUUUAGUUUUUGUGUCUACAACUGAUUGUUAUACACAAGACUUACAUGUAGCUGGAGUAUUUAAUGACUAAGAGGGUACAUUUUACAUUUUAUUUGAAAGAAAAAAAAAAAGUAUCUGUACUUAAAUGCAAGCCAGAGGCAGGUCAGUGCUAAAGGGAAAUAAAUUAAAAUAAUAUAUCUGUGCCUAAGAACUAUGCCUUUGCUAUAUGUAAUAUUUCAGCAUGACUAUAUUUACCAGUUGUGUUCAUAAACUUCUAGUGCUUAUAGCUGUAAGUGAAUUUACAAACACCAGUUUCAUGCUGACACUCAAUACUGUAAUUUAAGUGUGUGUAAUUCAUUCAUUUUUUAUAACAUAUUCAUGAAGUUUUUUGUUCAAGGGCUUUGAGAACCUAUUUGUGCUUUGUUUCUUUAUUUAAUGGUGCUGAGUUUAUAGUACUCUUGAGACAUUUCAGUGUGUUUAAACAUUUGAUUUAUUUGAUGCCUAAUAAAAAAAAAAAUCUAAAUGUAUUUGAUCACACGCUGGCAAGCUGUUACAUUAAAUAUAGCUUCACACAGCAGGAAAUGCACAACAGGCAUUCAGUUUUGAGUUUGUUCUAGAAGUAGAACUAAAUUAUUAAGACCAUAUGAAAUGCAUGGCAGAAGUUUUUCCCCUUAUUUCCCAUUAAUGAAACAAGGGAAAUAAGGGUUGGACUCUGAAUACAAGAACAUUAAUGUCAACAUAUUAUCAAACCACAUGUUAAACACUGGUACAGUCACUUGGUCACUGCAAUGCCACACUGACUUUAUACUUUAUAGUGUGUUGAUGUUGUUCAUUACUGUGCUUUCUCUUUUAAUUUUUAAUUUUUUUUUAAUUUAAAAUGCCAAAUUG
Molecule: messenger RNA, 4092 nt
Organism: Xiphias gladius (swordfish)
Lineage: Eukaryota; Metazoa; Chordata; Actinopteri; Istiophoriformes; Xiphiidae
Product: centriolar coiled-coil protein of 110 kDa-like
Biological process (GO): regulation of cytokinesis; centriole replication; centrosome duplication
Cellular component (GO): centriole
Source: RefSeq, a predicted model, not a curated record